AUGGAGUUUCAAGCUGGAUUGUGGAAUAAGGAUUGGCCCUCGUUUCUCCGGUUUUGGUUGACUGUGUUACUGAGCCUUCAUGUCCAGUUCAGCCCAGCUGCCUCAUGCCCUGAGGAAUGCCGCUGCGACAAAACGUUUGUUUACUGCAACGAGAGGAGCCUAACAUCUGUGCCUCUGGGGGUACAGGAGGGUUACAAGACCCUUUACCUCCACAAUAACCAGAUUAACAAUGCUGGCUUCCCCGUGGAGCUGCACAAUGUGGCCUCUGUAGAGACUGUCUUUCUAUAUGGCAACCAGCUGGAUGAGUUCCCUCUCAACCUGCCCAAGAAUGUGCGUGUGCUGCACCUACAGGAGAACAACAUCCAGACUAUCUCCAGGGCAGCACUGGCUCAGCUUCCUCACCUGGAGGAGCUUCACCUGGACGACAACUCUAUUUCAACAGUAGGGGUGGAAGAAGGGGCUUUCCGGGAGGCUGUCAGCUUGAAAUUACUCUUCCUGACCAAGAACCACCUGAGCAGUGUACCCAUUGGACUCCCAGCUGAUCUGAAGGAGCUGCGGCUUGAUGAGAAUCGAAUUGCUAUAAUUGCAGAGGAGGCCUUCCAGAAUGUCACCACCCUUCAGCGGCUAUUGCUGGAUGGAAAUCUGUUAGUGGAUGAAGCUAUCGCUCCAGGAACCUUCCAGGAUCUGUCAAACCUGCGUGAGCUUUCUUUGGCCCGCAACUCACUUAUGACACCUCCUCGUCUGUUGCCAGGUACAUCCCUGGUUAAACUAAACCUGCAGGAGAAUCAGAUAGAAGACAUUCCAGUGACAGCCUUUGCUGGUCUCCAUCGACUGGAAAAACUAGAUAUUUCCAGCAACCAACUGCAGUCUCUAAAGCAGGGAGUCUUUGACAGCCUUGUCAGUCUUAGACUGCUCAAUGUGAGGAACAAUCUGUGGCGUUGUGACUGCUCUAUCAAAUGGGUUAUCGAGUGGCUUAAGUCCCUGCCGCAGUCCAUGCCCCAAUCUCUGAAUGUCCGUGGGUUCACUUGCCAGAGUCCAGAGAGGGUAAAAGGCAUGGUAAUUCGAGAGCUAACCUUGGAUGCCAUCCAAUGUCCGGUGGGAACAGAACUGUUGCCCUGGCCCACUCAACCUCAUCCAUCUCCAUCCGGCCAUCACAGCACCACCGUCACCUCCACCACUACCUCCUACUACACUACCUUUUACCCACCAUCUCCCAGCCCUACACUUCCAAUGCCUUAUUUCCCAUCCGGUCCCCUCCCUCCUUAUGAGGACCCCUUAAAAAUCUUUUUCCACAUUGUAAAUUCCACGUGUAUCGAGGUGAGCUGGGAAUCCUAUUUCACUGUAACGGCUUACAAGGUCACUUGGGUCAAGAUGGGGCAGAGCUUAAUGAGCGACGUCACCCGUGAGAGAACAGUCCCAGGGGACCUUAGAAAACUUAGCCUGUCAAACUUGGAACCAAGGUCUGUCUACCGCAUUUGCGUGUAUGUCCUGGACACUCUCAACUCCUACCGACCAGGAGAGGAUACAAUUUGCUCAGAAGCAAAAACUAAGUCCACCUCCUCCAACCCCAACAGCAAAGUCACUGAGUCAGAGCCAGCUGCCCAGCAGGAUAGCAGCUCCACACUCCUAUUGGCUGGGGUGAUAGGUGGAGCUGUCUUGGUUGUCCUGGUGACCCUGCUGAGCCUGUUUUGCUGGCACAUGCACAAGAAGAGCAGAUCAUCGUCGUCCAAAUGGAAAUAUAAUAGGGGCAGGAGAAAAGAUGACUACUGUGAGGCAGGCACCAAAAAGGAUAACUCCAUCCUUGAAAUGACUGAAACCAGCUUUCAGAUAGUGUCCUUGAACAAUGAGCAGCUUUUAAAGGGCGACUUCAGGAUUCAGCCCAUCUACACUCCUAAUGGUGGCAUCGGCUUCAGAGACUGCCACCUGAGCAACAAUAGCUUAGCAUACUGCAAGAGCAGCAAUGUUCCCACCGUGGACUUCUGCCACACGUGA
Chanos chanos (milkfish) is the source of this 1992-nucleotide messenger RNA. RefSeq names its product fibronectin leucine rich transmembrane protein 2 (gene flrt2). The coding region runs from base 1 to 1992 and encodes 663 amino acids. NCBI's taxonomy places the organism in Eukaryota, Metazoa, Chordata, Actinopteri, Gonorynchiformes, Chanidae. The record is from RefSeq and is a predicted model, not a curated record. The transcript has a single exon. Gene Ontology annotation, molecular function: protein binding.